Molecule: messenger RNA, 1132 nt
Organism: Archocentrus centrarchus (flier cichlid)
Lineage: Eukaryota; Metazoa; Chordata; Actinopteri; Cichliformes; Cichlidae
Product: zinc finger and SCAN domain-containing protein 2-like
Exons: 3
Coding region: 1-1074 (357 amino acids)
Biological process (GO): regulation of DNA-templated transcription
Molecular function (GO): DNA-binding transcription factor activity, RNA polymerase II-specific; RNA polymerase II cis-regulatory region sequence-specific DNA binding
Source: RefSeq, a predicted model, not a curated record
AUGGCGUCAGUUCAACACCUGAGAGACUUCAUCCGGGACCGACUGACCGCGGCCGCCGAGGACAUCUUCUCGGAGUUUGAGAAGUCCAUCCUGCAGUAUGAGAAGAAGCAGGAGCACCAGCGCAGACUGCGGGAGAUCACCUGGAGCCCAGUCGUCAAGCUCCACGUGACAGAUAUUCCACAGCAACAUUCCUGCAAUCAGGAGGAGCGUCUCACUGCACAGCAGCUCUGGAACCAGGAGAGGAACUCCAGCCCAGAGCAGGAGAACCCAGAGUCUCCACAGAUUAAAGAGGAACAGCAGGAACUCUGCAGCAGUCAGCAGGGACAGCAGGCUGUACAGAAGCAGGCGACUGAUACGGUUACAGUGACAGUGAUUCAUGAGGAAAGCGACCACAGUGAUCCAGAACCAGCCGGUGACCAGCUCCUCUCUCACAGUUCUGAUACCGUCGUGUUUGUUGAAUCCAAAGCCAAAGAAAUAUUAGAGGUUAUUAAUAAGUGUGUCCAGGAUGAGGCAGAGAUCGACCAUCAGCGCAGAGUUCUCGAUCGCACCUGGAACCCCGUAGUAAAGCUCUACAGGACAGAUCUUCCACAGCAACAUGUCUGUAAGCUGAAGGAGGUUCUCGCCGACCAGCAGCUCUGUAACCAGGAGAGGAACUCCAGCCCAGAGCAGGAGAACCCAGAGUCUCCACAGAUUAAAGAGGAACAGCAGGAACUCUGCAGCAGUCAGCAGGGACAACAGGCUGUACAGACACAGACUGGUUUGUGUCCUCCUGCUCCUGUGGAACCAAUCGUGGCCCCUCUUAACGUCUCUGCCCUCAGUGCAGAUUCUUAUUUGACUCUCAAAACAGUGACCUUCACAGGUAAAAAGCUGUAUCCCUGCAACACCUGCGGCAAAACAUUUACCACCAUGUUCUCAUUUAAAAGGCAUAGCACCAUUCACACAGGUGAGCAGCCACACCUUUGUACAACCUGUGGGAGACGCUUUCGCCAAAUCUAUCCUUUGACUGUUCACAUGAGAACUCACAGGGGUGAGCUGCCGUACGUUUGUAACACCUGUGGGAAAGUAUUUAAAUAGAAGGUCCAGAAGACCAUGCAAGGGCACACAGGUGAGAGGCCACACCUUUGCAGCACCU